Molecule: messenger RNA, 606 nt
Organism: Closterium sp. Yama58-4
Lineage: Eukaryota; Viridiplantae; Streptophyta; Zygnematophyceae; Desmidiales; Closteriaceae
Source: the annotation of a GenBank genome assembly
AUGACGAGCGACUCUCAGGGGAUCCUCCGUGCAGCAUCAACGUUCUUCGCGGAUAUCUUCGGAAGGGACCGUUGUCAACUGGAGGAGAAAUGGUGCCCUGAUAAAGACAAGACACCGAGGUCGUGGGAGGUGGAAGAGUUGUCACCGGACUGGACAAGAGGAGGUGAAUUAAGCUUUUGGUGCAAUGGUGGCAAACAAAUCUCCGGGGAAAGACGGCUUACCGAAGGAGCUGUUCGAAGCUCGCUGGGAGCUGCUGGGGAAGAGGUUCAUGACUCUUGCCAAGGAUUUUGCGGCGUCUGUGGUGCUUUGAACGGAAGUGAAAAGAGUGACAAGGAUCAGCUUAACAACUACCGUCCUAUUACACUGCUCAACUUCACCUAUAAAGUGCUGGCGCGGGCAGACAGAAUGAAGAAGUUCUUAGGAAGGGUGAUAUCGCUGGAGCAAUAUGGUUUCUUACCGGGGAGACGAUUGACGGAUGCGAUGGGACUUGUUGUCGUCGAUAUCAUCGACACUGCACGAAAUGACAACAAGGAUUGGUUCCUCUUACUCGUGGACUUCAGAAGGCCUUUGAAUUGGUUUCACGCGGCUACCUGCUUUCGACAAUGA